AUGGCAUCAAUCAUUCAUGAAAAACUUGUUGAAGCUAUUAAAGAAUUAGAUCGUAGUGGAAAUACUUUACCACCACCAAACAAAGAAUUAAUUGAACAAAUAAAAGAAGAAUUAAUUGGAUUUAAAGAAUCACAAGUAUUGAAUCCACGAAUGGUGUACGCUAAUGCACUUCGUCAACGACUAAAAGAUUUGUAUGAAAUUUAUUUGAGUGAACGAUUAAAACGGGUUGAAAAUAUUCGAUGGGAAAUUGGAACAGCACUUCCAGUAAAUAUACGUGCAUCAAUGACUAAUGACGAAAUUCAAUACUUUAAACAAUACUGUAAAAUUAUUGGAGAAUAUGGUGUUAACAGUGGAGUUGAUGUUGUGAGUGAUACUCUUUAUCCACCUAUUAAUAAUUAUAUUAAUGUUCGAGCAAAUACUACUAAAGGGAUGGAUGAUUUGCCACAAAAUCCAAGCAUUUAUACAACAAAUGGGUUAUUAAAAUUAGAUAAUAGUGAAGUUCAAUUUUAUGAUAUUAUGGUUAUUAUUGUUUUUGUCAUAAUAUCUAUUGUUUGUGUUCUGGUUACUCCACACCAUAUGGAUAUUCCACAAGAACGAGAAAAUGUGAAUGUUUUAUAUCCACUAGUUAGUUCUUCAGUACCAACAUGGGCAUGCAUUAUUAUUGGAUAUGUUCCACCUGUUUUGGUUAUUCUUUUAAUGACAAUAAAGAAAAAGUCAUCGUUAUUUCUUUUAUUUUCACUACUUUCAUUAGGUCUUUCUGCUUCAAUGUGUCUUGGUGUAACAAACAUGGGCAAAAUUUUUGCUGGUCGUCCUCGUCCUCAUUUUUAUGCAAGGAUUGAUGCUAAACCAAAUGAAAUCAAUGACGCUUAUAUGAGUUUCCCUUCUGGACAUUCAUCAGCCAUUUUUAAUGGAAUGACUUUCUUGGCGCUUCUUUUUGCUGGUCAACUCCAUGCCUUUAGUACUAGUCAUGAUUCAUGGAAAAUGUUAAUUGUUCUUUUGCCAUUUAUUAUUGCUGGGACUGUUGCAAUAAGUAGAACCCGUGAUUACCACCAUAAUUUUAGUGAUAUUAUUGCAGGUUCUUUAAUUGGUAUUUUCUUCGCUCUUUUAACUUAUUGCUCCAAAUUUAAAAGCUUGUCAGAUGAACAUUCUGACGAUUUAAAGAUUGAAGACGUUGUGAAAGGUCAAGAACCAGUCCCUCUUGAGGAUGAGGAAAAACAAUAA
Molecule: messenger RNA, 1221 nt
Organism: Entamoeba dispar SAW760
Lineage: Eukaryota; Evosea; Mastigamoebida; Endamoebidae
Product: phosphatidic acid phosphatase type 2 domain-containing protein 1B, putative
Exons: 3
Coding region: 1-1221 (406 amino acids)
Biological process (GO): phospholipid metabolic process
Molecular function (GO): phosphatidate phosphatase activity
Source: RefSeq, a predicted model, not a curated record